UAGUCCCUUCUAAACACAGAUCUGAUUCGAACCCGAAAUUUGCGUCACAAUGGCUACUCGAACUCUUCUUCUUCUUGUCAUGGCUGCUCUUCUUCUCUUCUCCAAUUCCGUUCUCUGUAUUGGAGACUCCCCUGCCAAAGAUUCGGCUGCCAAAAGCACUGAAGACGACGAUGAAGACAUCAGCUUCCUGGAGGAGGCGGAUGAGACUCAUGCUUCCAGUCAUCAUCACCUCCCUGAUUUUGAUAAGUUUGAAGGAGGAGCUGUGGAUGAAGGUUUUGGGGACUUGUCCGAGUUCGAGGACUCGGAGGGUGAUAGGGAUGAGUACAAGGCGCCGGUGGUGGAUGACAAGGACGUCGUCGUCUUGAAGGAGGGUAACUUCAGCGAUUUCGUGGAGAAGAACCGGUUUGUUAUGGUGGAGUUUUAUGCACCAUGGUGUGGACAUUGUCAGGCGUUGGCGCCGGAAUAUGCUGCUUCUGCCACUGAAUUGAAGAGCAAGAACGUGGUUUUGGCGAAGGUUGAUGCGACGGAGGAGGACGAAUUGGCGCAGAAGUAUGAUGUUCAAGGAUAUCCUACUAUUUAUUUCUUCUCUGAUGGAGUUCACAAACCUUAUCCUGGACAGAGGACCAAGGAUGCUAUAGUUUCCUGGAUCAAGAAGAAGAUCGGACCUGGUAUUUACAAUAUAACUUCAGUGGAAGACGCUGAACGCAUUCUGAACUCUGAAAGUAAAGUUGCUGUUGGUUACCUGAACUCCUUGGUGGGUUCUGAGAGCGAUGAGCUUGCUGCUGCUUCAAGACUGGAAGAUGAUGUCAACUUUUACCAAACAGUGAAUCCUGAAGUGGCAAGGCUUUUCCACAUUGAAGCUUCAGCAAAACGCCCUGCAUUUGUAUUGAUUAAGAAGGAGACUGAAAAACUGAGCCGCUUUGAUGGCGAGUUUUCCAAGUCUGCAAUUGCUGAAUUUGUAUUUGCCAAUAAGCUUCCUUUAGUUACAAAGUUUACUAGAGAAAGCGCACCAUUGAUUUUCGAAAGUUCAAUUAAGAAACAGUUAAUUCUAUUUGCAAGUUCAAAUGAUUCAGAGAGACUCAUCCCCAUAUUUGAAGAAUCAGCAAAGUCUUUUAAAGGAAAGAUUAUUUUCGUUUAUGUGGAAAUUGAUAAUGAAGAUGUUGGAAAGCCUGUAUCAGAAUACUUUGGCAUCAGUGGAAAUGGUCCACAGGUUCUUGGCUACACUGUUAAUGAGGACAGCAGAAAAUUUGUGCUUGAUAAGGAAGUUACCUUGGAAAAUAUUAAGGCUUUUGGAGAAAAUUUCUUGGAAGACAAGCUGAAACCCUUUUACAAGUCAGAUCCCAUUCCUGAGACCAAUGAUGGCGACGUGAAAAUAGUGGUUGGAGACAACUUCAAUGAAAUUGUUUUAGAUGAAUCAAAGGAUGUUCUCCUCGAGAUUUAUGCCCCUUGGUGCGGGCAUUGCCAAGCGCUGGAACCAACUUACAACAAGCUUGCCAAACAUCUACAUGGCAUCGAUUCACUUGUCAUUGCUAAGAUGGAUGGCUCAACAAACGAACAUCCCCGGGCAAAGUCAGAUGGAUUCCCAACAAUUCUGUUCUUCCCUGCUGGAAACAAGAGCUUUGAUCCUAUCACAGUCGAAACCGAUCGGACAGUCGUGGCCUUUUACAAAUUCCUGAAGAAAAACGCAUCAAUCCCUUUUAAGCUACAGAAGCCAGUUUCGAGUUCAGAAGGCAAAUCUGGUGAUGAUGCCAAAGAGAGCCCAAAGAGCAGCAGCGUCGGCACCACUGACGUGAAGGAUGAAUUGUGAAGACAAACUUAUAGUAGUUUUGUAAGUUAUGCUUCGUUUAUUCCACUUUUUGUUGCAAUGAAAUGAGAGGCUAUAGAUUGAAG
This is a messenger RNA of Cucurbita moschata (crookneck pumpkin), 1890 nucleotides long. Its product is annotated as protein disulfide isomerase-like 1-4. Lineage: Eukaryota; Viridiplantae; Streptophyta; Magnoliopsida; Cucurbitales; Cucurbitaceae. Gene Ontology annotation, cellular component: endoplasmic reticulum. Gene Ontology annotation, molecular function: protein disulfide isomerase activity. Gene Ontology annotation, biological process: response to endoplasmic reticulum stress; protein folding. The transcript is spliced from 12 exons. The record is from RefSeq and is a predicted model, not a curated record. Bases 50 to 1807 code for a protein of 585 amino acids.